UAUUCUCAGACCUCCAGAGCCGAACAGAGUCGAACAACUGUGGCCUUAUAAAAAGGACUGAAAGCGGCGAGAAGGACGCACAUUUCAAGGUGGAAGGCUGAAUAAACUGCGCGCACAUUUGGAUGUAGAUUCCUGUCGCGGAAUAAAACACCGCUUGCACUGUGAGGCGACUACAGACAGGCUUCCUCCUCAGCUUCUCAAAGUGGCAUGUUCAGUCUGUCUGCAGCAACGCGUCAGCCGCACUGAGACGACAACAUGAAGGUGACAGCCCUGCUCAUCCUCUGCUCCUGUCUGCUGCUGGGGACUUUGGGGAAGCCACCAUUCCCUGAACAAGAGAAGGAUCCCAAGUUCUGGAAUACGUGGGCGCAGCGAACCCUGAAGAACGCUCUGUCGCUGCAGCGUCUCAAUAUAAACCAAGCAAAGAAUCUCAUCCUCUUCCUAGGAGACGGGAUGGGCGUUCCCACGGUGACAGCUGCCCGGAUACUGAAGGGUCAGCUGAACGGACAGAGUGGAGAAGAGACGCAGCUGGAGAUGGACAAGUUCCCUUUUGUGUCUUUGGCCAAGACGUACAACACCAACUCACAGGUGCCAGACAGUGCCGGCACUGCCACCGCCUACCUCUGCGGGGUCAAGGCCAACGAGGGCACGGUGGGCGUGAGUGCAGCUGCGGUGCGGUCCCAGUGUAACACCACCGAGGGCAACGAGGUCACCUCCAUCCUCAGAUGGGCUAAAGACGCAGGCAAGUCAGUAGGAAUAGUGACAACGACCCGUGUCAACCAUGCGACUCCCAGCGCAGCAUACGCCCACAGCGUGGACAGAGACUGGUACUCUGAUAAUGAGAUGCCGGCUGAAGCAGUGAGGGACGGCUGCAAGGAUAUCGCCAGACAACUCAUUGAAAACAUUCCCAACAUUGAUGUGAUUAUGGGUGGAGGGAGGAAGUACAUGUAUCCCAAGAACACGUCGGAUGUGGAGUACCCCAACAUCGCCAAGCACAGCGGCACACGGAAAGACGGCAGAAACUUAGUGCAGGAGUGGGUUGACAGAACGAAAGCUAAAAAAGGCCAUUAUGUCUGGAACAAGAAGCAGCUCUUAUCGCUGAACCCUAACAGCGUGGAUUACUUAUUGGGGCUUUUUGAACCAGCGGAUCUAGUGUACGAGUUGGAGAGGAACACUGAGACUGAUCCCUCGCUGACAGAGAUGGUGGAGGUGGCCAUCAAAGUCCUGAGGAGGAACCCCAAUGGAUUUUACCUGCUUGUAGAGGGGGGACGUAUUGAUCACGGACACCACGAGGGUAAAGCCAAGCAGGCGCUGCACGAAGCUGUAGAGAUGGACAAAGCCAUCGGCCGGGCGGAUCUCAUGACCAGCAUCCACGACACCAUGACCAUAGUCACCGCUGAUCAUUCUCACGUGUUCAACUUCGGAGGCUACACGGUCAGAGGAAACACGAUAUUCGGUCUCGCCCCUAUGGUGAGUGAUAUUGACCAGAAGCCCUUCACCGCCAUCGUAUACGGGAACGGACCAGGCUACAAAGUUGUUAAGGGCGUGAGGGAGAAUGUCUCCACUGUUGACUACCAGGAAAACAACUACCAGGCGCAGGCAGCCGUUCCUCUGAGCAUGGAGACUCACGGAGGAGAGGACGUGGCUGUGUUUGCUAAAGGCCCCAUGGCUCACCUGCUGCAUGGGGUUCAUGAACAGAACUACAUCCCCCACGUCAUGGCGUACGCGAGCUGCAUCGGCCAGAACAGGGAACACUGUUCGAAAAGCAGCGGCUCUACCACAUUACUGCCCGUCCUGUCCAGCAUCGCAACGCUGCUCACAGUCACCCGACUUCUCUGCUGACCUUCCCCCCUCUUGAUAGUCCUCGUCUUAUUAAUAACCCGCAAUUUAACCACUUACACAAUAGGUGGGUUUCAUGUGAUGUCACAUCACUCUUUCGCGAGAGCGAUAAAUUCAGAUGGAGGGCAGGAAGUGAAUUUACUGGAUCUGCUGUCUGAGGAAAUGCCUAUGUUUUGUGCAGUUUAUGGCUGCUCUAAUCGUUCAAAUGGAGAGAAUGAAAAUCGAUUUUUUUAGAAUACCAAAUGCUGUAGUCCAUAAAGGUGAGAAAUGUGAAAAGCUAACUGAACAACGCCAUAGGAAAUGGAUUUCCCAGGGCUUUUCAAUUAACUGGCUCCCGGCCGGGAAAACGGGUUCCACAGCGCCACCAACUCUUUGCUGGUCUUGAACUGCAAACUGCUUAUGUCAGGGGCUGGGGGCGGGGCUAUCUGACCAACAAGACUAACUCGGUGCCGUUGAGAGAGACCAACAAAAAUGUGUAUUCUCAUUUGUUUAACUGCAAUGUGAUUGAUACGGGCGAGCUAGCGUGCUAUCGUGAGCGUGCUGGUGUUAACGUUAGCGGGCGAUCGAUAGCGUGCUAGCGUUAGCUCGCGAGAUCAAGACCAACUCGGUGACGUUGAGAGAGACCAACUUAAACGUGUGUCAUUCAUUUAUUUGAUUUGUUUAACAGCAGUGUGACUGAUACAGCGUGCUAACGUUAGAGGGCUAUCGUGUGGACUAUGGUUUCCUCCAUGUUUAGGCUACCGAUGUUUACUUCCUGUCAUCCAUUUGAAAUCGCCCCGCCUUUGUACGUCAUCAUCAUCACGUGACUGAAACCCACCUAUACAAGACUUCGGAUUUUCUAAUUUUACGCGACACUGAUUUGAUCAUGGGACCAUUAUUAGAGCUUUUGUUGUGUUUUAAUUCAUUUUGAAAAGCACAAGGAUAUCUACAAGGAAAUAUAUAUACAUAUAUACAAGGAAGUUCAGUUCAGGCAAAUAUUUAAAACGAACAAACUACCCCUCGACCCCGAUGCACUGAAGUAAAAGUGAGAGAUCUCAGCUGUGAUUUGUCUAUUGAAUAGUUUGUUUUUAUUAGAGGUUUUAGGACCCGUUAAGCCUCUUUGUUAAAUGUCAACCCUUUAGAUUUUAAAUUGGAUUUACAAGUGUUUGAAUAUGUUUCAUACUUUAAAUGUGCUGAAAACAGAAUCUACCUCAUAUGCUUGCAAACGAUCUCUCGUAUUGACAAAAUUUACGCUGAAACCAGAGGCAACCGAAUGUAUAAUUGAUAAUACAGUAACAGCUCUACAUUUCUUGUCAUAGACCUUGUGCAUACAAAAAGCCCACCUACCAUUGUUGUAUCUAAUUACAGAAGCUGAAAACCUCUUAACCAUUAAAAGAAAUGUGUUCUGAU
Molecule: messenger RNA, 3225 nt
Organism: Centropristis striata (black sea bass)
Lineage: Eukaryota; Metazoa; Chordata; Actinopteri; Perciformes; Serranidae
Gene: alpl
Product: alkaline phosphatase, biomineralization associated
Exons: 12
Coding region: 256-1839 (527 amino acids)
Biological process (GO): dephosphorylation
Cellular component (GO): plasma membrane
Molecular function (GO): alkaline phosphatase activity
Source: RefSeq, a predicted model, not a curated record